GAGAGGAGGGGGCUGGCCCCGCCAAGGCCUCCCCUCCUGCUGCCAGUGCCUGACAUGCCGCUUAGACCUGACCUCCUCUGGGCCCGGCAGGGCUGUGCCCUGCUCAGCUUGGGGGGACUAGUGGCAGCCACCAGAGCAAGGGCCUGGAAGAGCGGGGCUCACAGUGGGUUUGGGGCCAGAGCGGGUGAGAGCAGGAGCUCCAUGCUGCCAACGAGGGCUGGGGAGCUCCGAGUGAGUGCUGUCUUGGAGGAGCCUCCAGAACGAGGCCCGGAGAGGCGAGGGAAGGCCUCCUGCCCAGACGCUGCCCAGGCCAAUCCGCAGAGUCCCAGCCGGGGCUUUGCCCCUUGGUGGCAGCAGUCCCGACCCCAGGAGCGGGGCUCCUCCCUUCCUCCACCCCCACCGUCCAGCCCCAGCCUUGGCCAAAUGCAAAGUUACUUUUCACGUUGGCAAGACUGUCCGAGCCGAUCCUUCACAAACUGCUGCACUUCAGGAAGCAAACACGAGUAUUUUUGUACUGUCGGUGUUUUGAGCUGUCCCUCUUUGUCCGAAGAUGAGUCCCAGUGUGAAAAUGAGUCAACCCUCUACCUGGAUGAGACCCGCAGGGUGGGGGCGGUCAGCGCAGACACCCUGGAGAAGCUGGUGGAGGGUCUGUGCCUGCCUUCCAGGGCAGCGACCUCUCCUAUGUCACCCUCUUCCUGUGCACCUGCCGAGCCUUCGCUGCCACCCAGUAGGCCCCAGACCUGCUGUUCAAAAGUGCCAUCUCCUCCAUCCUGGGCACCUGGCUGGACCAGUACCCAGAGGACUUCUGUCAGCUCCGGGACUUUCCCUGCCUCAAGACGCUGGUGGCCUACGUGCAGCUCAACGUGCCUGGCUCUGAUUUGGAGCGCCGUGCCCACCUUCUCCUGGCCCAGCUGGAGGACCUGGAGCCCACUGAGGCAGAGUCCAGAGCUUCAUUGCCGUCUCAGGAUCCAGCGGUGGCUCCAGCCCCAGCGCUUGCACAAUCUGAAGAUGCAGAUUCAGCUGCUGAAGCAGCGACAGAACUAAAGCCACAUCCUGAGCUGGAAGCAUUUCCGUCAGUAGCUGUAGAGCCACCUCCAGCAGCAGCACCAGGGCCGGGGCCAACACCACCACCAGCUCCAGCAGCAACUCUGCAUCCAGGGCCAGCUUCUGCAGCAGCUCCAGGAGAGCCAGAGCCAGGGCAGGAUCCGCCAACUGUGCAGCUAGAGCCAGCCCUGCCGCUGCUCCUGCAGGAGAGCCGGAGCCAGCUCAGGACUCACCGUCCCCGCAGGGAGAGCCAGC
This is a messenger RNA of Diceros bicornis minor, 1299 nucleotides long. RefSeq lists its product as uncharacterized. The record is from RefSeq and is a predicted model, not a curated record. The coding region runs from base 55 to 1044 and encodes 329 amino acids. The transcript is spliced from 3 exons. NCBI's taxonomy places the organism in Eukaryota, Metazoa, Chordata, Mammalia, Perissodactyla, Rhinocerotidae.